Messenger RNA from Onthophagus taurus, 704 nucleotides. The record is from RefSeq and is a predicted model, not a curated record. Lineage: Eukaryota; Metazoa; Arthropoda; Insecta; Coleoptera; Scarabaeidae.
AUUUCAAAAAAUCUUUCCGUAAAUAUGUCGAGGCUUGAUAUAAUAAUAUUUGGGGCCACUGGAUUUACUGGAAGAAGAAUCGUGCCGCGUCUUCACGAAAUAUUAAAGAAAGAAAAUUUAAAUUUAACGUGGGGGAUUGCUGGGCGUUCGAAAAAUAAACUUAAAGAAGUUUUAAUCGAAGCUGAACAAAAAACUGGUGAUAAACUCGAUGAAAUUGAAAUUAUUGAAGCUGACAUUAACAAUGAAUCCUCUUUAAAAUCGAUGACAUCGAAAACUAAGCUCCUAAUAAAUACAGUUGGUCCAUUUCGAUUUUAUGGCGAGCAAGUUGUUCAAGCUUGUUUAUCAACAGGGACUCAUCAUUUAGAUGUAGCCGGGGAACCACAGUUCAUGGAAGAGAUCCAAUACAAAUAUCACAAAAUCGCUAUGGAGAAAGGGAUUUAUUUGAUAAGUGCUUGUGGUAUGGAUAGUAUUCCUGCUGAUAUGGGCGUGAUUCAUCUUCAAAAUAAUUUUGAUGGCACUUUAAAUUCGAUCGAUAGUUACCAUUAUGGCGUUGAAGAAAACGGGCCGCAUCCAGGGCCGGAAUUAAAUUAUGCCACGUGGAUUUCGGCGGUUUAUGGGGUUGGUAAGGCCAAAGAAUUGACGGAAUUAAGGAAGAAAUUGUUUGCUAAACGACUUCCGAAGUGUUUGCCACCACCUCAGAAACG